AGGGUUGAGUUUGGUUUGGUGGUGGCAGUGGCGGUGAGGAGAAUAGUGUGGCCGGACUGUAGGAGAGAGGGGUGGUAUUAUAUUUGCGCAGGGCCGCCCGAUAGGGCGCAGUAUCGUCGCGACCGCCGUCGCGUGCACGUCGAUUUUCUGUGCGUUUACGUAUAUACCAGACCGCGAGUGCGUCUGCACCGAGAAUAUCGUUUUCCCUCCUUGUCGGUCGUAUAUACUUUGACCGGCCUCCUCUCGUAUACUCCUUUUCUUCUCUCUUUCUCUCUAUCUAUCCUUCUCGCGUUCUAUCUCCACUUCCUCUAUAUUCGCUCCUCUCUUUCUAUACCUUGUUCUCUAUUCUUCUCCUUUCUUCUCUCUCUCUCUUUCUCUUCUCUCUUUUUCUUCCCUUUUUCUCUGCCUUUCUUUCUCUGUCUCUCUCUCUCUUUCUUUCUCUCUUUCUCUCUCUUCCUCUCAGAUUAUUGGCUCUCGCUCAGUUUCUCCAUUCCAUGCGUAUCCCUCCGUGUUACUCUCCUCGAUGUUUCGCGCGUGAUCGUGCCCACUGCUCCACUACAGUUCGCGUUCCGCGAGACACAUAUGAUCCGAUCGAACUAUAAACAACAACAGAGAUCGCGAAAGUCGAGAGCGAAUCCUCGAGCAGGAGUCGUUAAGUGUUCUUGGCCCAAGAAUAGUAUGAUAUUUUCGUGAGACGGAAACCAAAGCUGGAGUUAUUCACAAUCGCGUGCAAACAUGUUAACGCCAGAAGAAAUUCUCGUCAAAAAUGUAGAAAGCAUGGCGAGGAUACACCGUUAAUGUCAUCCGUAUUGAGUUUAAGAGGGCCAAUCGAAAAACGCGGUCGUUCUUAAAAUACAAGAAAGGAGCGGAAAAGAAGAGGAGGAAAAGACGAAGGCUGUCCCAGUGAUCCUGUUGGAUAGAGGUCAAUGGAGCCAUCUUGAUGCAGGCUGCAAAACUACGUGGGGAUUACCCGUCGUGGUCGUCGGGCUGAUUUCAACGGUGAACAGUGGCGAUUCCACCCGUGGGUGGAAGCGCCGUUUUCAUCACCGUCAACGGCGAACAGUACAGCCACUUCCGCUUCCUCCACCCCACGUGGCCGAACCAUUACCUGAUAAGAGCUGGAGAAGCGGCCGCAGCCGCAGCCGCCUCGGAGCUCUGAGGAGCUGGAGGAUCUGCACAAGCUGCUGCACUUCCCCGAGGAGGUGGCGCUCAGGUUGACGGAGACCGAAUACCAGCUGUUCUACCAGGUACCGCCUGAGGAGUACCUAAGGCACGUGGCACAAGAUCAGAAUACGCAGAAACUACCUGCCAGGCCACCCCCGUCGCCGAGUCGCAGCUAUUGCAAUCCGAGCACCGCCAACAGCUCGACCCAGACCGAGGAAGAGUCUAACUGGCCUGUACCCAACUUCUCCUCUUCCGUUCAGACGCUCAUCAAUCGUUUCAAUGAGGUGAGCUCAUGGGUUACCCACGCGAUCACAAGCGGCACAACGAUAGAAGAAAGGCAGGCUGUAUUGUCCUGUCUCCUACGCGUAGCUCAAACCUGUUGGAAUACCGGAAAUUUUAACUCAGCCAUGGAAAUCGUUGCUGGCCUCAAGUCCAACAAGCUGAAACCCUUUUGGAACAGCGUGAACGAGCCGGUACCAGUUUUGGAAAGCCUCUCCUCCGCCCUUUUGUCAUCCGAGUAUGAAUUCGCGCUUGCCCGCUCGUUGGCUAUGCCGGAAUGCCCGGUGGUCCCAUUCUUCGGGGCUUUCUUGCGGGAAUUGCGGGAAGUCAUCGCAUUCGAAUCCAAGUCUCAGUACGCAGAAUGCAAGGACAACCGCGAAUCACCACGCAGAAGCAGCAAGGAUGUCGAGUCCGAAAACAUGUCAUCCUCGGGGCAAACCACGAAGAUCGCUAUCGACACUAGCACGGAAUCAUCCACGGAAUGGAAUACGAGGAAUAGUUCCUUGAGGAAAAUAGAGAACAUCCCGAUCCGUGACACGGGCUCUGUCCUCGAGAAAAUCGGCGAAUUUCAUAAGCAUCAACAUGCUCGAGGCAGAGACGCGACAACUGGUUCGCUCCAUCGCACUCUGAGCAUUCACACCACUGCAAUUGAGCAGACUUACAUGGCCGAGGAAUGUGACGAGAACGACUAUCAUUUCGAUCUCGAUUCCUACAAACCGGUACAGCCAAUCACGAUCGACCAUGGGGUCGCCUUAUUUCCUGUCGCCGCACCCCACACAGGAAUGGAUCUGCAUCUAUUGCAGGUGUUGCAUCACGGGACGACGUUGGUGCACUGGGACUGCGAGGGCGGCGCCACGAGGACGGCGUUGGUUUUCGCGCGGGUGGAUCGUGCCUGCGGCACCUUCGUCUGGGAGAAACCGCCGUGGAGCCCGUUGAAGUACCUGAACCUGAGCUCCGUGAAGGAGGUGAUGAUCGGUUGCUGCGACCGGGACAGGGAGACCGAGUUGAGGAGCAUUUGCAAGAGGUACGGCCUGUCCGGAUCCGACUCGUGCAUCGGCCUUAUGUACGGCUCCAACCUGCCGGACAAUCGACUCAUCUUUCUCCUUUGCCCUCCUGCGCUUAGCAAAAUUUGGUAUAUGGGUCUUUGUUGGAUAUUAAGAGGCCUGAAGCGGCAACAACAAUUAACGGAUCGUAGGUCGCGAUGGUUGAAAGAGAAAUAUCUUCAGCUUUAUUUCGAGGAAGGUUGCCUCGAGCCGAUGACAGCUGACGCUAUAAGGGCUUUCGGCGGUCGCGAUUGGUCCAUGACUGAAAGUAUUGGAACGCUUUCACCGACGAGUAGCGGUAAUCUUCGUAAACGAAACGCCAAAGGGAAGAAAACGAAAUCCAUCGGCAAUAUUCACGCGUUAACAAAGGAUUUGAGCCUAAAGCAAUUCGACUCCUCGUCUUCGGAUGGAGGCUUAUCAACGGCCCCACUUCGGCAUAUUACGGGUAGCAGGGAAUCCUUGACGAGAAUCAUACCGGCAUCCCCACGGUCUAGCAGGGAUCGAGUACCCCCACGCAGCCCUCCCGGAUCAGCCGAACGAAUUAUUAGUUCCAACUUGCCUUACUCCAGCUUUCAGAGCCUAUUGUGCGUCGCUAGAGACAAGGAUAAGAAUGGAUCGGGAAUGUCAGGUGGGCUGGAGGCACCUUGGCAAGUGAAAGCGCGCACCACUUCCAUAAUGUACGAAACGCAGUUGAACUUUGUCGAGUUCGUCGCUUUGUUCCGCUCGUUCAGCCUGAGAGCGAGAAAGGAUUUGCGCGACUUAUUCGGCCAACUUGCGAUCACUUGCCGUAGCCAGAGCGACGGCUCUUUGAGAGACUUUAAUGUACGCCCGCCUGUGUUGAGGCAGACCAGUGAUGCGACCCCUCAACGAAUCGGUCUUUUAACGAGGAAUAAUUCCAUAGACUGUCGUGAGUACAAAACCAGCAGCAACCUUCAAAAGAAGCAAGUUUUUGACGCGGUGGCUGCAGCCAGUAUCGUUAAUAAUUGUUCUGGCGUUGAUACCUCGAAAUCCCAAGUAAUCACCCUGGCGACGUUCACUAAAUUUUUGGAAUCUCGUCAACAAGAGAAAUUGACCGACGAUGAAAUCAAGGCGUUGGUCAAGCGACACGAGCCGGACCCAGGGCUACGUACACAAUGGUGUUUGUCUUUCGAGGGCUUUGCACGGUACAUGAUGGACAAGGACAAUUAUGCUUUCCCAAACGAGUAUGCAACGCCGUUCGAGACUGAAAUGCAACAGCCAUUGUCCCAGUAUUACAUCGCCAGCUCGCAUAAUACUUAUUUAACAGGUCAUCAACUCAAAGGAGAAUCCUCGGUCCAGCUUUACUCUCAGGUACUACUAACAGGAUGUAGGUGUGUAGAACUCGAUUGCUGGGAUGGCGAUGAUGGAUCCCCUGUUAUUUACCAUGGUCACACUUUCACUACCAAGAUACCGUUUCGCUCGGUCGUAGAGGCGAUUGAUAGAAGUGCUUUCGUCAGUUCCCCGUAUCCUGUCAUCCUCUCCAUCGAAAAUCAUUGUUCGCAAAGCCAACAAGCUCGAAUGGCCCAAAUAUUUCAAUCGGUAUUCGGGGACAAACUGGUGACAAAGUUCUUGUUCGAGACCGAUUUCAGCGACGACCCCCAACUGCCAUCGCCGUCGCAGUUGCGCUAUCGAAUAUUAAUCAAGAACAAAAAACUGGUGGUGGAUCCUGCCGGCCCUUUGGCGCAUCCUCCUUUGAGCCAUCGUGGAAAAAUGCUCAUGACCGAUCGCGCAUCGUCUAUGAAACAGAUGCGCACCGAUGUGAGCAGCCCUUCCGUCGUCUCCGAAUAUUUCAGCGAGGAUGACGACGACGAGGAAGAUGACGACGAAGACGACAAUAUCGAUGAUAACUCCAUUUCCAGUUACGAAAGGUAUUUGGGCGGGACGCAGGUGGCGCAUACCCGGUUAAAAUCAGAUUCCGCGGUCGACGAUAAGUCACAGAAACAAAGUAGCCAAAUAGCGAAAGAACUUUCGGACUUGGUGAUUUAUCUGCAGGCUAUUAAAUUUCGUGGGCUGAAUACGACGCCGGGAACCGCGGCUAUCGGGAAAACGCGUCAUCAACCGCACACUGGGCCUGUACAGAGGCACAGUAUAGCUGGGAUAGGAGCCACCAGCAUCGGUGCAUCUUCCGGUUCACCACAAUCCCUGUCGACAUCGGCUUCGUUAGCGAGCGGCGGGAGCAAUAUUGAAAAUCUGUUCAGAUUCACUCGUGGAGUUCCAGCUUGCUUCCAAUGCUCCUCCCUGAAUGAAAGUACGGCGAAAAAGAUAUGCAGAAAACAACCUCUAGGGGUUGUCGCUCAUGCAGAAACCCAAUUGAUACGAACGUAUCCAGCUGGUAUGCGUAUCGACUCGACGAAUUUCAAUCCUGUAAUCUUCUGGGCCUUCGGUAUUCAAAUGGUGGCGCUAAAUUAUCAAACGGACGACGCUGGGCUGAAUCUGAACGCCGCUAUGUUCGAGCAAAAUGGACAGUGCGGAUACGUUAGAAAACCUUCGGUUAUGUGGGACAAGGGUCACAUGAUGUACAGACGAUUCAAUCCAUGGGACAAAGAAUUCGACGGACUGCAUUCGGCACAUCUGACGCUCUCGAUAGUUUCCGGCCAGUACGUCUCUCCAACGAAUUUCGUGGCAAGCACUUACGUCGAAAUCGAGCUGGUCGGCAUACCGAUCGAUUGCGCCAAGCAUAAAACGAAAGUAAUACAGAACAACGCGCUCAAUCCUAUUUGGAACGAGAAAUUUUGCUUCCAAGUAAUGUUCAAAGAUCUCGCGUUUCUGAGAUUCGGCAUCGUGGAAGCGAGUUCCCAUCACUUGAUCGCCCAAAGAGUGAUCCCGUUGAAGUGCUUGAAGCCCGGCUACAGGCACGUGAGGCUACGCUCCUGCAAGAACAAACCUUUGGCCCUGUCCACGCUUUUUAUCUAUUCCCGUUUAGAGGAGGAGAGCCUCGAUUACAACACGUGUUGCCGGGAUCACAAGGAGUCGUCGAAGCGGCCCUCGUCCGGCAAAGAGCCGGAAAAACUGACCACCGUUGAUCCUGGACUAGGCGGGGUGACGUUGAAGAGGAGAAUGUUCUUCCUGAUGGUUUAUCACGUGAUACCGGACGAACCGUACACCAUACUGAAGGUGACGCAGGAGAGCACCACGCAGGAGGUGAUGCUGCAAGCUCUUCAAAAGGCUGGAAUAUCCGCGGACCGCGUCGACGAGUACAUCCUCGUCGAGGAGGUGUCUUGCGGUUGGGAGAAGAGGGACAGGGAAGAACUGCCCACCCAACGGGUGUUGGAUCCGACGGAGCAUCCGUUGCAAGCUCAAGCUCUGUGGAAGGGGCAGGGCCGUUUUCUGCUGAAGAGGGUGGGCGACGACCCGAGCAGCAGGGCAUGGUUGGCCUCGAUCAGAAGCACGGCCGGCCACUCGAAGCUCGACUCCGAGAGGGACACGUCGACGCAUAUCUGGGACGAGGCUGACACGUUUCUCGUUUGCGUCUACAACGUGUCGCCCGACAUACCGUACGCGAUACUCCGCGUGCCCGUCAGCAGUUCCGCCCAAGACGUUCUUGCCCAGGCGCUGGUUAAAGCGAGAAGGAUGGAGGAUCCGAUGAAGUUCGCUUUGGUCGAGGAGCUGGAAUGGGGUGGGACAGGGGCUGUUGGGAGCGGCAGCCGCCAGCUGAGGGUGUUGCGCGACGACGAGAACGUGUACAGCACCCAAGCCUUUUGGAAGACCCUAGGAAGAUUCAUCAUGAGGGAAAGGGAGCAAGCGAUACCCAGGCGUCACCUGUUGCCGGCCACGUUGGACAGGCUCAGCAAAGGUUUCUCCGUGGGGAGGUCGGUCUCCUUGCCCGGUUCCAGCAAGGAGAAGGUCCCCGUCUCCGAAGCCCUCUCCGACCCGACCUCCAGAGGGCUCAGGCAUCGUCUGCUGAUGCACGGCCGUAGGAGGGAAGUUCACUCCGAUGGCGAGGAUACCCGCGAGUCCGAUAUCUUGAACGCGGCCCUCCACUUGAAAAAAGUGUCGUUGAGGAAGUUGAGGGUGUGGAAGUCAUAGUGGCAGUCAAGGGCGACGUCGAUAUCCUCGAUCUUCGCCACUCGGAGAAACCAACCGUAAGUUUACGAGUUUGAUAGAAUUGCAUUGCAUCGUAGGGGGUCGAAACGUGAGAUUCGUUAGGUGCGAGAGGGAGCCUUCGAAUGUUGUCGUUUUUUUAAGAAAAGAAAAGAAAAGAAAAGAAACACUCCACUCGAUGACCAGCAUUGGAACCGGUUAUGGUAUUAGUAAAAAAAAAAAAGGGAAAAAAAAAGAUGCCUAAUUGUACUCAACACUGCUUAAAAUAUGCUAUAAAUCUGGAUCUUUAAAAAACGUUAUUACUUGGAGAUGGAACCGGUGUUAGCGACGAACAGUAUCAUCGGUUGAGACAGAGUUUGAUUGGACGUAAAGAAAAGUUG
This is a messenger RNA of Apis dorsata (giant honeybee), 6925 nucleotides long. Its product is annotated as 1-phosphatidylinositol 4,5-bisphosphate phosphodiesterase epsilon-1-like. Lineage: Eukaryota; Metazoa; Arthropoda; Insecta; Hymenoptera; Apidae. Gene Ontology annotation, molecular function: phosphatidylinositol-4,5-bisphosphate phospholipase C activity. The transcript is spliced from 22 exons. The record is from RefSeq and is a predicted model, not a curated record. The coding region runs from base 1572 to 6530 and encodes 1652 amino acids. Gene Ontology annotation, biological process: phosphatidylinositol-mediated signaling; lipid metabolic process.